Molecule: messenger RNA, 2355 nt
Organism: Desarmillaria tabescens
Lineage: Eukaryota; Fungi; Basidiomycota; Agaricomycetes; Agaricales; Physalacriaceae
Exons: 15
Coding region: 1-2355 (784 amino acids)
Source: RefSeq, a predicted model, not a curated record
AUGGCAAGCCUGAUUUGGUUCACACUGUUCAGAACGUUCAUGGGUAAGCAACAUGGGGCAGUGUGCAACUGGCUCUUUUACUACUUCAAGGCCAAGGGCAUGGCGGGUAACGUAAUUACUCAAGCCUUGUUUGGCAGGGAAACAUCUGAUACCCUGUCCUCGACUUUGGAGACUACGAAAAUGGCAUGUCUGGAGGUGCAUAAGGGGGCAGGAGAAUGGUCAGAUAAUGUGGGCAUCAUCAACAGUGAUGAGGGGAGGACCUUUCCUCUCGGUACCUUUGCCGUUUCACACAUCGUCUACCUUCUCGCUCAUCCACACAAACCAUCAAUUCGUUCAACGUUGGCAAUCGCUAUGACAAAGAAAGGCAAGAGGAUGGCUUUGCCAAUGCCAGCUGCUCAUCGUGUUAAACUGCAAGCUUCUGGCCUCAAAGCAGCUAUGAAGAGUUCACAGGCUGACAGCGAAGCAACCUCUAAAGUAUGGACCAAACAGAGGAGAGUUGAUCAUGAGGCAGAAAUUCCCUGGACAGACAGCCAAGCCACCUAUAUUGAAGAGACCAUCAAACCCGAGGUCAUCUGCCUAUUCAAAACUCUUGAUGAGAAUGGCGACCUUGUUCAUGCUGGAAUUGAUGUAUUUCAAGAUGAAAACUAUGAAGCUACUGGCGCUUACAGGGAGCUUAGGAUUUUACAGAUGAAGAAGAAGAUCGACAACCUCACCACCUACCUUAGAGCUCGUGUUGCAUCCAGCAUUGCCGUUUCUGCCACCGUCUUGAAGUUGAAGCCAAACCUUGACAAGAUUAUUCGGUCAUUUAUGGACUUCACCAAACCAACCACUGCGAAGCAGAUUUUCAAGGGUGAACAUAAAGCAGAAAUUUCACGUCGAGUGGUGGCACUCGUAGCUGCAGCAAAGAAAGAGUUCCCAGAAGAUGGUUCUCAUGAUGAGGAGGGAGAUGAGGAGGGCAUUGGCAAUGGUGUUAAAGGUGUGAAAGUGCAGGCCGAAGAUUUACCUAGUGAUGAUGUGGAUGAGGCUCACGAUGAAGCAGAGUAUGAUCCUAGCACCACACACUCUGAAUCCGAUGAUGACUCCGAUGAUGAGAACUCUGCCUACACAUUCUGCACUGCUGACAUCACAAGAGUUUGUGAUGGCAAUUUCAACCUUGGCACCGCCUACCAGGUUGUGCUAAGUUGCGUGUGGAAAGAAUUGGAUGAAGAAGAAAGAGCCAGAAUUAUUGCUAAGGCCAAAUCCCAGAUGGUCCAUCAUGACAAGAACUGCAAGGACUUUCCUUAUCUUCUCAGGGACAUGAUGGACAGGUUGGCAGCGAUUGAUGGACAGGUUGGAGGCACUGAGAUAGUAGUCCUCUAUGCACUGAGAAAUCCUGGAAAUGCAGCACCCUUUCAGGCUGGACAUCUUUAUGCACAUGCGAACCCAUCUUCUAUGCGUCAUUUCCAUGAUGCAGACUUCAAGAAUGAAUCAAUCAAGUCAUUCAAUGAUUUGGCAGACCUCUGGUCUCAAUGGGGAGGGUCAAUGUUAAUAAACACUGCACAAUUAUCUCAAGGGUUGCUUUUUCAGGCUUAUCAUGGUAUAGGUGAUGUAUGGCUGGAAGAACUGUUCUAUUGGGAAAGUGUGGUUGAAUCGCCUGACAAAUACUAUGAUACCGAAAAGUUUGUAUUUCCCAAUGGGGGAUUUCACAGUCCUUUUGGCUUGAAGACAGGCCAGCUCUAUGAGUUAGCAGGAUAUUUGAAGGGCUUACUAGAGCCAUUUACAUUUUGGAGGAAGCCUGAGAUCUCUUCCGGGUCUGAGGAUCUGCAAGUUUCCUCACAUCUGAACUCGCCGCCGCCACCCUCACGUCUGACAAUGCCAGAUCUGCCUCUGGUGAAUUCACAUCCAAUGACAUCUAUACCACCUCCUUCACAUUCAGCAACACCCAUAGAACCUUCUUUGCCUUCACGUCCAACAACACCAGAUCUGCCUCUGGUGAAUUCGCAUCCAGCGACACCUGUACCACCUCCUUCAUGUCCAGCGAUGCCUGUAAAACCUGUUUUGCCCUCACGUCUGAGAACGCCAGAUCCUCCUCCAGAAGGUCAACAUCCAACAAUGCCUCUGAGAAAUGCCAAGAAGGGUGGCGCAAAGGGUAAAGGGAGGAAGGCAGUUCUGAAGUCACAGCUUCUGGCAGUGGAGGGGGGUGGUAUGCAGACAUGGAAAAGAAAGGUAACUGCACAAGCAGAGGAUGCUCCACUUGCAAAAAGGACUCGUGCUGAUGGUGAACUACAGAGCUCAAAAACCAUCAUCAUCAAAGGCACCAAUGUCAAAGAAAGUGCCAGCGUUAAGGUGGAAAUAACCUGGGGGGGGGAUGAUUAA